Caenorhabditis remanei is the source of this 1314-nucleotide messenger RNA. RefSeq lists its product as uncharacterized. The coding region runs from base 1 to 1314 and encodes 437 amino acids. Gene Ontology annotation, molecular function: NAD+ binding; (3S)-3-hydroxyacyl-CoA dehydrogenase (NAD+) activity. The record is from RefSeq and is a predicted model, not a curated record. Gene Ontology annotation, cellular component: peroxisome. Gene Ontology annotation, biological process: fatty acid beta-oxidation. NCBI's taxonomy places the organism in Eukaryota, Metazoa, Nematoda, Chromadorea, Rhabditida, Rhabditidae. The transcript is spliced from 8 exons.
AUGGAUAAAAUGCCAGAAGAUAUCAGGAAUUAUUUGAUGGAAGCUCAUCAAUUGGCAGGCCAAUGGUCCCUUCCAAAUAACCGUGGAAAUCAUACUAAUUCCAAGUCGAUUCCGCUGAAAUCUGUGUCAGUUAUUGGUGGUGGAACUAUGGGAAGAGGUAUUGCAAUGGCAUUCAGUCUGGCUGGUUUCGAAACUAUUCUCGUAGAACUCAAUCAGCAGGCUGUUGAAAACUGCAGAAAGGAGUUGGAAAUCACUUAUGCACGAGAGAAAACUUUCAAAAGAUUGAAUGAUUCGAAAAUUGAGAAACUGAGAAAUACGCUCCAAAUAACCACUGAUUUUCAGAAAUUAAAGAAUUGUGAUUUGAUCGUCGAAGCAGUAUUCGAAGACAUGAAGUUGAAGAAGGAACUGUUCACAAAACUGGAUAAAAUCUGCAAAUCUUCCUGUAUUUUCGGAACGAAUACAUCUAGUUUAGACUUGAAUGAGAUGUCUUCUGUCCUUUCUGAUCGUACCAAAGUUGUUGGAAUUCAUUUUUUCAAUCCUGCAAAUCUGAUCAGAAUGGUGGAAGUUAUUUAUGGAUCAUAUACUUCCUCUGAAGCUGUCGCAACCGCCUUUGAAGCAUGUAGAGCUAUCAAAAAGCUUCCAGUUCUUGUUGGGAAUUGUCCAGCAUUUGUAUUCAAUCGACUUCUGGGAGUUUAUUUGAAUCAAAGUCAGAAACUGAUGUAUGAAUACGGAUAUUUGCCACAUCAAGUUGACAAGAUCAUCACUAACUUUGGAUUUCUGAUGGGUCCAUUGACAGUUGCUGAUAUGAAUGGAUUAGACGUAAUGGAGAAAUUGAAGAAAGAAAAUGGAUGGCCAGCUAGUGAUUUUGAGAAAGAAGUGUGGAGACAAAAGCGAUACGGAAGAAAAACAAAUAAGGGAUAUUAUAAGUACGAUCCAAAAACUCACAAAAAAGAAGUUGAUAUGGAAAUGGAACAACUGAUUGAGAAAUUCUCGAAACAAGCACGACCCAAUAUUCAAAUUUUGAAUGAUCAGGAUGCCGUAAAUUUCCUAUUGUAUCCGAUGUUCAAUGAAGGUCUAUUGUGUAUUGAAGAAGGAAUUAUUGAUCAUGAAAAUCUGAUUGAUAUCAUGUUCAUCCUUGGAUUUGGGUGGCCUAUUUUAACUGGUGGCCCAAUGAUGUUCGGACAUCAACAAGGCAUCGAAAAAGUUGCGAAUACUUUGAUUCUCUGGAGUUCAUUGGAACCAACGAACAGAAUUUAUAAAGUAGCAGAGAAGCUGCGACAAAUUGAUCAGAAACACUUGUCUUCUAAAUUGUAA